This is a messenger RNA of Ornithorhynchus anatinus (platypus), 1197 nucleotides long. It is a transcript of the gene MRTO4, whose product is annotated as MRT4 homolog, ribosome maturation factor. Bases 222 to 965 code for a protein of 247 amino acids. Gene Ontology annotation, biological process: ribosomal large subunit biogenesis; nuclear-transcribed mRNA catabolic process; rRNA processing. The record is from RefSeq and is a predicted model, not a curated record. NCBI's taxonomy places the organism in Eukaryota, Metazoa, Chordata, Mammalia, Monotremata, Ornithorhynchidae. Gene Ontology annotation, cellular component: preribosome, large subunit precursor; nucleolus. Gene Ontology annotation, molecular function: RNA binding. The transcript is spliced from 8 exons.
GCCGCCGGCCGCCUCGUGGGUGAGGCCGAGCGCGAGGCCGAGCGCGAGCCCCCAGCGACCCCGGCCAUCCCCAGAGCCGCGCGGACGCCCGCGAACCGGAGCCCGAUCGGAUCGGAAAGAAUCGGGCCGGAUCGGAGCGGCUCGGGCCGGAUCGGAGAGGAUCGGAGAGGAUCGGAGGGGCUCGGAGCGGCCGGGGCCCCUGACCCAGAAGGCCGCGCGCCAUGCCCAAGUCCAAGCGGGACAAGAAGGUCUCCUUAACCAAAACCGCCAAGAAAGGCUUAGAAGUUAAACAGAACCUGAUAGGCGAGCUGCGGAAAUGCGUGGACACGUACAAGUACCUUUACAUCUUCUCGGUGGCAAACAUGAGGAACAGCAAGCUGAAAGACAUCCGCAGCGCCUGGAAGCACAGCCGGAUUUUCUUCGGCAAAAACAAGGUCAUGAUGGUGGCGUUGGGGCGAGGCCCGGCCGAGGAGUACAAAGACAACCUCUACCAGGUCAGCAAACGGCUAAAAGGAGAGGUCGGACUCUUAUUCACCAACCGCACCAAGGCAGAAGUGAAUGAGUGGUUCAGGCGGUACUCGAAGACGGACUACGCUCGAGCCGGCAACAGGGCCGCCUUCACCGUCCGCCUGGACGUGGGGCCGCUGGACCAGUUCCCCCACUCCAUGGAGCCUCAGCUGCGGCAGCUGGGCCUGCCCACCGCGCUCAAGAAAGGCGUGGUCACUCUGCUCUCGGAUUACGAGGUCUGUAAGGAGGGCGACGUGCUGAACCCCGAACAGGCCCGGGUCCUGAAGCUGCUGGGCUUUGAGAUGGCCGAGUUCCGAGUGACCAUCAAGUCCGUGUGGCAUGCCGAGACGGGAACCUUUGAGCACCUGGGGACGGAGGCCGAGGGCAACACCCUGGAGGAGGAGGAGGAAGAUGAUGAAGAUGAUGAAGAUGAUGAAGAUGAUGAGGAUGAAGAGUAACUGGAGGUCAAGGCGGACUGGAGGAUGCCCCCUCAAUCCGGGAGGGCUCUCUCGCCGACCUUGGCCCCUUAGAAGGCUUCUGGUCUGCCCUGAGGCUGAGGGGCAAAUAUUUAUUUUUCCAUAAACUGUCAGGGAGGCAGCCGAGCCCUCUGGCCCGGGUGGGGAUGGGGGCUGUGGGGGAGGGAAGUGACUUCUCUUAUGUUUUUUUUUAAUUAAAGGCCGCGUACUUCAA